AGCUAACCUUCUCUUGUUUCUUUUCUACCUCAGGACUGCACAAACAAACACCCAAGAGAUAAAAGUCUAAUAUUGCAGUCCAAGAGAAAUAGAGAGAUACAACACCAUGGGUGUGAUCAAAGCAGUCAUAGGAGAUGCAAUUUUGACUUCCAUGUGGGUAUUUAGCAUGCCACUUCUGGGAAUUUUCGCCUCCGCCGUAGCAGCAUAUAUAGGUGUAGAAGCCAUGUCAGUAGCAGGUCUUUUCAUUACUAUAAAUGUAGCCACUUGUUUUGUGCUAACUUUCAGCUUGAUAGGAGCUGCCUUGGGUGGUGCCAGCUUCAAUCCCACCGCAACUAUAUCCUUUUAUGCUGCUGGGAUUAAACCUGAUGCGUCUCUCAUGUCCAUGGCCGUGCGAUUUCCUGCUCAGGCGGCUGGAGGGGUUGGUGGAGCCAAGGCAAUCUUACAAGCUAUGCCUAGCAAAUACAAGCAUCUGCUCAAGGGUCCUUCUUUGAAGGUGGAUUUGCAUACAGGAGCAGUUGCAGAAGGGACGUUGACUUUUGUUUUUUGCCUUGCUAUGCUUCUUGUUAUGGUUAAGGGUCCCAAGAACUUGUUAUUGAAGGUUUGGAUGGUGGCUGUGGUUACUGUGGGAUUGGUUGUUUCUGGUAGGCAAUAUACAGGGCCUUCCUUGAACCCUGCCAAUGCCUAUGGAUGGGCAUAUAUAAACAAUUGGCAUAACACCUGGGAGUUGUUUUAUGUUUAUUGGAUCUGCCCUUUUGCUGGAGCAACUUUGGCUGCUUGGGUUUUCCGUUACCUGUUCAAGGCCCCCAUCAAGGAUAAGCAAGCUUGAAUAGAAGAACAGUUAUAUGCUUUAGAGGUAUUUUAUCUCCUCUGUAUUUGCUUGUAUUCUUCUCUUUGAUUUGGAAACAAGAAAUUGGAUUAUUAAGCAAGUGAAAGAAAUUCAUGAAUCCCAAAUGAAAAAUGAAGCUAAUUAUCAA
Messenger RNA from Hevea brasiliensis (rubber tree), 974 nucleotides. Its product is annotated as aquaporin SIP1-1-like. Bases 107 to 826 code for a protein of 239 amino acids. Gene Ontology annotation, biological process: transmembrane transport. Lineage: Eukaryota; Viridiplantae; Streptophyta; Magnoliopsida; Malpighiales; Euphorbiaceae. The transcript has a single exon. The record is from RefSeq and is a predicted model, not a curated record. Gene Ontology annotation, molecular function: water channel activity. Gene Ontology annotation, cellular component: membrane.